UACCUUUAUGAAACCAUUCAUAAAAUAAUGCUGGUCAUUGUCGCUGUCAAAUAUUCGAUUUUAACCAUGGCUCCAACUAUUGUUCUCAUCACCGGUACGACCCGUGGUAUUGGAAAAGGCUUGCUGGAGCUAUAUCUCAAGAGGCCGAACCAUAUCAUCAUUGUGGGAAAUCGUGACCCUAGUGACCCGAAAUCUACCAUUCUACACGACCUCCCCAAGGCCGAAGGGACCACUUUAGACAUCGUGAAAAUUGACUCGACCUCGCCCACAGACGCCGCGACAGCUGCGGAUGCGCUCGCUGCCAAAUUUGGUCAUAUUGACAUUCUCAUCGCCAAUUCAGGAAUCGCCAACCUUUUCCCCAAAUUUGUAGAGGUAACAAUCGAAGAUAUUAAGCCUCACAUUGAGGUCAAUUACUUCGGUUUCAUCCGUCUUUAUCAAGCCUUUCGACUCCUGCUCAAAAAGGCAAAAGAUCCUAGAUGGGUGACCAUUGGGUCAAGUGCAGCAUUUCUAACCAACUUUGGCUCUCACCCAAAUGCUGCAUAUGGUCCUACAAAAGCCGUUCAGCACUGGUAUACCAAAGCAAUAUCCUUCGAAGAUCCUUGGCUGAACGCUUUUCCUGUCGACCCUGGUUGGGUACAAACAGACCUUGGAGGGCCACAGGCCCCUCUCACAGUAGCGUUCAGCACUGCUAAAUUGCUCAAUGUUAUCGACACCUCCACUCGCGAGACACACAGUGGAAAGAUGUGGAGUUAUGAUGGUAGUGAGGUGCCUUGGUGAAUGAAGCUGGGAGAAGUACUGGUAGGUAUUCUAGUACAUACAAAGAUAUAAAGAGAGC
Messenger RNA from Talaromyces proteolyticus, 835 nucleotides. RefSeq lists its product as uncharacterized. Bases 28 to 777 code for a protein of 249 amino acids. The record is from RefSeq and is a predicted model, not a curated record. NCBI's taxonomy places the organism in Eukaryota, Fungi, Ascomycota, Eurotiomycetes, Eurotiales, Trichocomaceae. The transcript is spliced from 4 exons.